Nothobranchius furzeri (turquoise killifish) is the source of this 3770-nucleotide messenger RNA. Lineage: Eukaryota; Metazoa; Chordata; Actinopteri; Cyprinodontiformes; Nothobranchiidae. The record is from RefSeq and is a predicted model, not a curated record.
AUGGGAUCAGAAAAGGACUCGGAGUCGUCUCACUCGUCGGUUAGCGGCGUUCCGGAACCCGAAGUGCCACGCUGCCAGCAAACACCAGAGCAGGAUCUCCUUCCACAGCCUCUUCCACAGGAAAACGGGGGAAGCAGCCUCCAGCACGCCGUCCAGACCGCUGUCCUCCAGCCAGCCGUCCUCGGGGGAGGGGAGUCCCACCUCCUGGAGUGCCCGCUGUGCCUGGUGCGUCAGCCCCCCGAGCAGCUGCCCGAGCUGCUGGGCUGCAGCCACCGCUCCUGCCUCUGCUGCCUGCGCCAGUACCUCCGCAUCGAGAUCACGGAGAGCCGGGUCCAGCUCAGCUGCCCCGAGUGCGCCGAGAGGCUGGCCCCCCGGCAGGUGGCCGACAUCCUGGACGACGCGGCCCUGCUGGAGAAGUACGAGGAGUUCCUGCUGAGGAGGUGCCUCGCCUCGGACCCGGACUGCAGAUGGUGCCCGGCGCCGGACUGCGGGUUUGCAGUCAUCGCCUCGGGCUGUGCCAGCUGUCCACGGCUGGUUUGUCGCAGAGAGGGCUGCGGCGCGGAGUUCUGCUACCACUGCAAACAGGCGUGGCACCCCAACCAGACCUGCGACUCGGCCCGGCAGCAGAGGGCCCAGUCCCUGCACACCCACUCCCCCAGCUACACCCAGGACCAGGGCCCCGCUGAUGACAUCAAGCCGUGCCCUCGCUGUGGCGCUUACAUCAUCAAGAUGAAUGAUGGGAGCUGUAAUCACAUGACCUGCGCCGUCUGUGGCUGCGAGUUCUGCUGGCUCUGCAUGAAGGAGAUCUCCGACCUGCACUACCUCAGUCCAUCUGGCUGCACGUUCUGGGGCAAGAAGCCUUGGAGCAGGAAGAAGAAGAUCUUGUGGCAACUAGGAACUCUGAUCGGAGCUCCGGUCGGCAUCACCCUCAUCGCAGGCAUCGCAGUUCCCGCCAUGGUCAUCGGAAUUCCGGUUUAUGUCGGACGCAAGAUUUACGCCCACUACGAACUGAAGAAAACUUCUCACCAUAAAAGGAAUCUGGCCAUCACAGGGGGCGUGGCCUUGUCCAUUAUCACGGCUCCCGUCAUCGCGGCCGUCAGCGUCGGAAUCGGCGUUCCCAUCAUGCUGGCGUACGUCUACGGCGUCGUUCCCAUUUCUUUGUGUAGAGGAGGCGGCUGCGGCGUGAGCAGAGGGAAGGGGCGUGGCGUACGGAUCGACUUCGAUGAGGAUGAUGGUCCAAUCACGGUGGCCGACGCGUGGCGAGCCCUCAAGUCGCCGAGCCUCGGAGAGAGCAGCCUGGACGGAGCGGUGAGCGGUCUGAGCACCACCUCUCCCAGUGAAGGGCUCUCCGGGAUGCCCGGAAAUCUGGGCGACACGCCACACUUCAACACGCUGGCGGGCGGUGCCCUGGGGUCUCGCACCAGCAAAUACAGCAGGUUGGAGGUCCAACCAGGAGAACUCAAUAAGGAAUCGUCCCAGAGAGAGACGGGAAGCCUGGGAGCGGGAAGCGACUGUGCCAGCACCAGAGGGAUGGCUGGAUCCAUCAUCUCCUCCUACACCUUACCUGACAGGGAGUGCACCAACCUGGAGAUCCAGGUGGACAUCGAGACCAAACCCAGCCAUCUCUGCCUGACCAGCGAAGAGGACCUCGCCCCACAGCCGGGCUCUGCUGCUAUGGCAACCGCCUCAGGAGGGGAGGAGCCUCAGGACUGCAGCUCCAGAAGGGGCGGAGCUUUGUGCGGCUCAGUGUUGGGACUGUCCCAGGGAGCGUCCAUUAGGGAGGGGCUCAGAGACGUGACUCUGGCUCAGCCGGAGAGCAUCCGCAGCGACCUGGAGAUGUCGGACACGCAGUCGGACGACAUCGCUGAGCUGACGUCGGACGACUGCGACUCGCCGCACCCGAAGAGCUGUCAGGCGUCGCAGGCCCCGUCCUGCCGAGCCCUGAACCCCCCCGCCGACGGCCUCCUCUGUCCCGCUGACAGCAGCGUCAUCCUCUACGUCUGAGAGAGCGGCGGCUCUCGGAGUGCACAAGAACUAAAACCCGAACAUUCACAUUCAGAGCUUUCCUCCUCGUCAGCAGCUUUCUCGUCUCGUCGGGACCUCGGACGGCGUUUGUUUACUCCCAUUCUGUCUUAUCGAUCUACCUGCCAGGGUCAUGGUCAGGGUUCUACCUCUGAGAUUUGUAAGAUGAUGACUAAUGUUUACUUCUUGGUGCAAAAUGCCUUGGCUACUUAAGCAAAAACAGUACAAAAUUGUAAGAAAAUGUGCAAAAUGAAAGGAUGACAAAGUCAAAGCAGACAGCAGCCGUGUCUACGGAGAUGAGAGCCGGCGUUUGUGACGACGUGGGAUUGGAUGAGGCUUUGGUUUUCCUCCAGACGCUCGGAAGCCGUAACGUUUUUGUUCUGCGGCGUGCACGAACGUGCGUUCGUGAGCGAGAGUGCGCCGUUUUCUUGCCUGUUUGGUUUGAAACAGCAGCGAGUUUGUUUCACGUUUACAAAGCAGCACUGGAAACUCGCCGUCCUGCACAAUGAGGAAGGCGGUCGGAACGUCGGGAACAGGAGUGUCCGAGAGUUCUGAUAAAGAUGGGAAAGAUGUAUUUAUUCUGCAUUUAUCAGAUUUUGUCGUAAAAAAAAACUUGACAGAAUCUAAAAGGAGAGGUCUGUAUUAUUUUUAUUACGUUUUUAUCGCGAGGUCCUCUGAUGAUCGGCUGGACGAUAUUGUUUAAAAAUAAAAUUGCGACAUUGUAGGGAUUUAUCGCGAUAUGUUGUGAAAGUUUUCUUUUGGCCAUUGAAUUAAUGUUUAAUUCAACACUAUCACACAGACCGUGAUAAUUGUGAUUACGGUGAACAACCAUCGCAUCGGUCUCGUGUCGAACUCUGCUGAUUAGUGCCUGCUGGCCAGCUCGGUGUGGGGAACGGCUGUGAACAUUCGGACCUGGAAUUCGGUAAAUCCGGCUGCCGUCGGGACUCUCGGUUUGGUCGUGAUGCGGGUCAUGUGACCAGGUGGUGGACUGACAGCGGGCUGACCCCGCCCUCCUCGACUGGCUUUGGUGUUGUUUACGUGGGAGCGAAUGUUUUUGUUUUGACUGAGCACUUUUGCACUUUAUCUGAGCGAAUCGUAUUUAUGUUUUUUAUUUUGGGUUCUCGCUGUGACCCAGUUCACUCGAGUUGCAAACGAAAGUCUGUGGUACCAAAUCAACCCUCCUGUUCUGAAACAAGCCUUCAAAACAUCCACUUAAUCAGUAUUUUGACUUCAGUUACGUGAAGUUUUUACCUGUGCUGCGAUGCAAAGACUUAAUUUAUUGUUUGUUUUCCUGAGUGUUGUGAUUUUUACGCCGGUGUGACGUUUUUGGUUUUGGAGUCGAACACUGACACCGAUAAGCUUUUCCUCUUAGCUUUGAUCACCUCUGUGCUUCUGUUGGAAAGGUUUCCCUUUCACCUCCAAGGGAUCAAAAUCGGGAGCCUUUUUUCAUCUCGGAGUAGCUUUAUAUCGCUGCUGACGUGGCUUGCCGCUGCUUUUCCACACCUUUCUGUGCGACACCACGUGAAUGUACCACAGACAGGAACUUCCUGAAAGAGUGUGAGUGUUACGGCCUGGUAGGAGCGCCAGUGGUUCCGUAGACAGCAAUAUCUAAGUGUUGUUAUUGUUGUUUUGACGAUGUGGCGUGUGUUUUCCUGUCUGCGGUAAAGGCCCAAAGGGCCUCUUCACGCAGGACUGGAAGCUUUUGGGGACAACAAAUAAAUAAUAAACACAACUGAUGUUGCACCAAG